Molecule: messenger RNA, 2038 nt
Organism: Pelodiscus sinensis (Chinese soft-shelled turtle)
Lineage: Eukaryota; Metazoa; Chordata; Testudines; Trionychidae
Source: RefSeq, a predicted model, not a curated record
GGCUGGCUAAACAGGUUUGAAGUCCAGGAAAAGGAAAGAAGCCUCAAACAGCGAUCAAACCCCAGGACAGCCAUCCGCAAAACAGCUCCGUUUCCACAUGGCCCGGCUCAGCCCAGCCUGCUCUCCAAGUAGAGAACAGCGGCUACAACCAUGACAAAGGGACAGGGGUAAAUAGGGGAUACGUUCUAUUGCAGGUACCACUCUGCAAAAUCAGCCUCCUUCAGGAAGGGUCUGCCCCCAACUGGAACAUACUGGAAGACCCAAAAUGGCUGCUGCAGGCCCCAUGGCUUGCACAGAGAACAUGGCUCUGGUGGAGCUGACAAAGGAGGCUCUGGAGUUCCCGGUGCAGCAGGUGACCUGUGGUGGCUUCCAAGACAAGAAGCCAGAAGACCCCGAUGCUACGCUGCUAUGGGACCAGUCCCGGCACUCGUCCAUGAGCGAGGGGGCUACGGAGCUUACGGCCCCACUUCGCAAGGCAGAUGAGAAGAGGCUGAGUCCUGAGGGGAGCUAUGUGGGCUUGGAGUUGGGGCCUACUGGAGAAGAGGAGGUUUUCCCUGGCACUUUCCCUCUGGAGGAGGAGAAGGAGGAGGAGGAGGAGGAGGAAGAGGAAGGCAACAGUAUGCCUGAAGUGGCUGCCCAUGUUUUCAUCCCUAUCGAUCUCCACUGUAUUGAGAAGCCAGCCAUAUGCCAGGACUCAGCAGGGAGCAGCGACUGCUGGAGGAGGAAGAGGCCAUCAUGCGCUCCAGCGGGCUAUGACGGCGGCCAGGCUGUGGCCUCAAUGAUCGGGGCCAUGAUCAUCUUCCCCUGCUUUGUGUACGGGGCCUAUAUCUUCCUGCCCUUCGAUGCCCCCAUGAUGCCAACCAUGAGCGCCCGGCUGGUCUACACCCUUCGCUGCGGAGUGUUCGCCACCUUCCCCAUCAUCCUAGACAAGAAGCCAGAAGACCCCGAUGCUACGCUGCUAUGGGACCAGUCCCGGCACUCGUCCAUGAGCGAGGGGGCUACGGAGCUUACGGCCCCACUUCGCAAGGCAGAUGAGAAGAGGCUGAGUCCUGAGGGGAGCUAUGUGGGCUUGGAGUUGGGGCCUACUGGAGAAGAGGAGGUUUUCCCUGGCACUUUCCCUCUGGAGGAGGAGAAGGAGGAGGAGGAGGAGGAGGAAGAGGAAGGCAACAGUAUGCCUGAAGUGGCUGGGCAGUGCCCCCGGGGCCAGGACUGCAGCUCCGCCAACCUCAAGGCUGUGGCCUCAAUGAUCGGGGCCAUGAUCAUCUUCCCCUGCUUUGUGUACGGGGCCUAUAUCUUCCUGCCCUUCGAUGCCCCCAUGAUGCCAACCAUGAGCGCCCGGCUGGUCUACACCCUUCGCUGCGGAGUGUUCGCCACCUUCCCCAUCAUCCUAGGUCUGAUCGUGUACGGGAUCUCUCGCCUCUGCUUCUCCUCGGUGCAGCCCUUCGGAGAGCUGCGCCGGGAGGUGGAAAUCCACCGGCGCUACGUCUCCCAGUCCAUCUACCUCUUCAUCCUCUACUUCUUCAACAUCGCCGUGCUGGCCACCUACCUGCCACAGGAAGCCCUGAAGCUCAUCCCAUUGCUCACGGGACUGUUCGCCAUCUCCCGGCUACUGUACUGGCUGGCCUAUGCCAUGGGUCGCUCUUUCCGUGGUUUUGGCUUCGGCCUGACCUUCCUGCCCCUGCUGACCAUGCUCCUGUGGAACCUCUACAGCAUGUUCAUUGUGGCGCCCGAGAACAUGUUUGCCACAGCCAACGGCAGGCAGGACGCCCCGUCGGAGCAGCAGAACCAGGCUGCGGCGCCCAAGCCGAGAUACUGGGGGUAAAGGACGGGACAAGGAGCUCUGGUGCUCGGAAGCAGGGAGGUGGGUGUGUUGGCGAUGAACAGAGCCGGAUGGGGAGCUUGGCUGGGGCACCCACAUUUCAGUGCCCCCAUGCCCAUUGCUGCAGUGCCCAAGGGUCAGUUUCCAGAAGCGCUGGGCAACCCCAGCUCCCGCGCCACCUGGUGCAGACUCUGAAUCCAGCUCUAAGCACUGAAGUGA